ACCGAAACCAAACCACACCACACCACACCAUGGCAAACCGCACGGUGAAGGGCGCGCACAGCAUCCACGGCACCAACCCGCAGCACCUGGUGGAGAAGAUCGUCCGCACGCGCAUCUACGAGUCCCGGUACUGGAAGGAGGAGUGCUUCGGCCUCACGGCCGAGCUGGUGGUGGACAAGGCCAUGGAGCUGAGAUACGUGGGGGGAGUCUACGGAGGGAACAUUAAACCCGCGCCCUUCUUGUGCCUGACGCUGAAGAUGCUGCAGAUCCAGCCCGAGAAGGACAUCAUCGUGGAGUUCAUUAAAAACGAAGACUUCAAGUACGUCCGAAUGCUUGGAGCGCUGUACAUGAGGCUGACGGGCACUGCCGUCGACUGCUACAAGUACCUGGAACCGCUGUACAACGACUAUCGCAAAAUUAAAAGCCAGAACAGGAACGGGGAAUUUGGGCUGAUGCACGUGGAUGAAUUUAUUGAUGAGCUGCUCCACGAGGAGCGCGUUUGUGACAUCAUCCUGCCUCGACUGCAGAAACGGAAUGUUCUGGAAGAAGCUGAGCAACUUGAGCCUCGUGUUAGUGCUCUGGAGGAAGACAUGGAUGAUGUGGAAUCUAGCGAGGAGGAGGAAGAAGAAGAGGAGAAGCUGGAAGGGAUCCCGUCUGCUGAGCGGCGCAGCAGGGCCUGCAGGGCCCCGGGGAAGCCGCGCCGCUCCCCGGCCGUGCGCUCCCGGCGGAGGAGAAGCCGCUCCCGGCGGAGCAGAAGCCGCUCCCCGCGGAGCAGAAGCCGCUCCCGGCGGAGCAGAAGCCGCUCCCGGCGGAGCAGAAGCGCCUCUCGCAGCGAGAGCCCCCGCCGGCACCGCGGCCGCUCCCGGGACCGGCGCCGCCGAUCGCGGUCCAAAUCUCCAGGGCAUCACCGCAGCCACAGGCACAGAAGGCAUUCCAAAUCUCCUGAAAGAUCUAAGAAAAGUCACAAAAAGAGUCGGCGAGGAAAUGAAUAAGAAACAAAACCCAGCCCGCUGUUCAAGGACCUUGAGCUGCAGUCUGAUGCUGUCCAGUGUGCUCCACAGGACAGCUGACUCUCUGCUGGCUGCUUUAGCAGUCCCUUUCUUUUACCAUCUUUCUCAUUUUGUUGUCUUGAAUUUUUUUAUUAACAGUAAGCUAAGGAUACUUUUUAUGUAGUUAGUUACUCAUCUUUGUGAUAGAAUUUGAAAGUUGUUUUUUCAAUUGUUUUUC
Melospiza georgiana is the source of this 1227-nucleotide messenger RNA. Its product is annotated as pre-mRNA-splicing factor 38A-like. The transcript has a single exon. Gene Ontology annotation, cellular component: precatalytic spliceosome. Lineage: Eukaryota; Metazoa; Chordata; Aves; Passeriformes; Passerellidae. The coding region runs from base 30 to 992 and encodes 320 amino acids. The record is from RefSeq and is a predicted model, not a curated record.